This is a messenger RNA of Mugil cephalus (flathead mullet), 6004 nucleotides long. RefSeq names its product kinesin-1 heavy chain. Lineage: Eukaryota; Metazoa; Chordata; Actinopteri; Mugiliformes; Mugilidae. Bases 295 to 3186 code for a protein of 963 amino acids. Gene Ontology annotation, biological process: microtubule-based movement. The transcript is spliced from 26 exons. Gene Ontology annotation, molecular function: microtubule binding; ATP binding; microtubule motor activity. The record is from RefSeq and is a predicted model, not a curated record.
AGAGGAGGAGUAGGGAGGGGUGAGGUAGCCAUCCAUCCAUCCAGAGCCGCUGAUCCACCGGUAUCAUGGCUUCCUAACAGGAGGGGGGGAAGCGACUCAGAGCAAAACAAGGAUCUUUUCUCAACGACCCGACACCAUUUUUAUCGCCCUUUUCCAGCAGCUGAGAGUGGGACAGAAAGGGGCUCGGCCUCCCGUUUCGCCUCCCCCCGCCCCGCGGCCGCCCCCCACCCCCGGGAUCCAGGAUAAACUUUAAUAUUUUUUUAUCGGUGAAUUUCCAUUCGUAGCCCGUGGAAGAUGGCGGACCCGGCGGAGUGCACCAUCAAAGUGAUGUGCCGCUUCAGGCCCCUGAACAGCUCCGAGGUCACCAGAGGCGACAAAUACAUCCCCAAGUUUCAAGGGGAAGACACCGUCGUUAUCGGGGGUAAACCGUACAUGUUCGACAGAGUGUUUCAGUCGAGCACAACACAAGAACAAGUGUACAACGCCUGUGCCCAAAAGAUCGUAAAAGAUGUUCUCGAGGGAUACAACGGGACGAUUUUUGCAUACGGGCAGACAUCAUCUGGCAAAACGCACACCAUGGAGGGGAACCUCCAUGACACAGAUGCAAUGGGCAUCAUCCCCCGGAUAGUGCAAGACAUCUUCAACUACAUCUAUUCCAUGGACGAAAACCUGGAGUUUCAUAUCAAAGUUUCAUAUUUUGAAAUCUACUUAGACAAGAUCCGGGACCUUUUGGACGUGUCGAAGACCAAUCUGUCCGUGCACGAAGACAAAAACAGAGUACCUUAUGUCAAGGGCUGCACUGAGAGAUUCGUUUGCAGCCCAGAUGAGGUCAUGGACACGAUUGAUGAAGGCAAAUCUAACAGACACGUAGCAGUUACAAACAUGAACGAGCACAGCUCCAGGAGUCACAGCAUCUUCCUGAUAAAUGUUAAACAGGAGAACACUCAGACUGAGCAGAAGCUCAGCGGGAAGCUCUACCUGGUCGAUCUGGCUGGUAGCGAAAAGGUCAGUAAAACAGGUGCAGAGGGAGCUGUGCUGGAUGAAGCCAAGAACAUCAACAAGUCCCUGUCGUCCCUGGGAAACGUCAUCUCUGCUUUGGCUGAAGGAACGGCCUACAUCCCCUACCGAGACAGCAAGAUGACCCGUAUCCUGCAGGACUCGCUGGGCGGCAACUGUCGAACCACCAUCGUCAUCUGCUGCUCGCCUUCCUCCUACAACGAGGCCGAAACCAAAUCCACCCUCAUGUUCGGGCAGAGAGCAAAGACCAUCAAGAACACGGUGACGGUGAACAUCGAGCUGACGGCGGAGCAGUGGAAGCAGAAGUAUGAGAGGGAGAAGGAGAGGAACAAGACCCUGAGGAACACCAUCACCUGGCUGGAGAACGAGCUCAAUCGCUGGAGGAACGGUGAGAGCGUCCCGGUGGAGGAGCAGUUCGACAAAGAGAAGGCCCACGCCGAGGUGCAGGCCCUGGACAACAUACUCAACGACAAACCGGCCUCCACGCCCAACGUGCCGGGGGUUCGCCUCACUGAUGUGGAGAAGGACAAGUGUGAGGCCGAGCUGGCCAAACUCUACAAACAGCUGGACGAUAAGGAUGAGGAAAUCAACCAGCAGAGCCAGCUGGCAGAGAAGCUGAAGCAGCAGAUGCUGGACCAGGAGGAGCUUCUAGCCUCCUCCAGGCGCGAUCACGAGAACCUCCAGGCCGAGCUGAACCGCCUGCAGGCGGAGAACGAGGCCUCCAAGGAGGAGGUGAAGGAGGUGCUGCAGGCUCUGGAGGAGCUGGCCGUCAACUACGACCAGAAGAGCCAGGAGGUGGAGGAUAAGACCAAGGAGUUCGAGGCCAUCAGCGACGAGCUCAGCCAGAAAUCGUCCAUCCUCUCGUCCCUGGACUCUGAGCUCCAGAAGCUGAAGGAGAUGUCCAACCACCAGAAGAAGAGGGUGACUGAGAUGAUGUCGUCUCUGCUGAAGGACCUGGCUGAGAUCGGCAUCGCCGUCGGCAGCAACGACAUCAAGCAACACGAGGGCGGCAGCGGCCUGAUAGACGAGGAGUUCACGGUCGCCCGUCUGUACAUCAGCAAGAUGAAGUCCGAGGUGAAGACGAUGGUGAAGCGCUGCAAGCAGCUGGAGAGCACCCAGUCAGAAAGCAACAAGAAGAUGGACGAGAACGAGAAGGAGCUGGCCGCCUGCCAGCUGCGCAUCUCCCAGCACGAGGCUAAAAUCAAGUCCCUGACCGAGUACCUGCAGAACGUGGAGCAGAAGAAGAGGCAGCUGGAGGAGAACGUGGACUCUCUCAACGAGGAGCUCGUUAAGCUCAGCGCUCAGGAGAAAGUUCAUGCGAUGGAGAAGGAGAAUGAGAUCCAGACGGCCAACGAAGUCAAGGAAGCGGUGGAGAAGCAGAUCCACUCCCACCGUGAAGCUCACCAGAAACAGAUCAGCAGCCUGAGAGACGAGCUGGACAACAAGGAGAAACUCAUCACUGAGCUGCAGGAUCAGAACCAGAAGAUCAUGUUGGAGCAGGAGAGGCUCAGAGUGGAGCACGAGAAGCUGAAAUCCACCGACCAGGAGAAGAGCCGCAAGCUGCACGAGCUCACGGUGAUGCAGGACAGGAGGGAGCAGGCCAGACAGGACCUGAAGGGUCUGGAGGAGACAGUGGCCAAAGAGCUACAGACUCUACACAACCUGAGGAAACUCUUUGUCCAGGACCUGGCCACCAGAGUGAAAAAGAGCGCUGAGAUGGAUUCAGACGACACAGGUGGGAGUGCAGCUCAGAAGCAGAAAAUAUCCUUUCUUGAGAACAAUCUUGAGCAACUCACCAAGGUUCACAAACAGCUGGUACGUGAUAAUGCAGACCUGCGCUGUGAGCUUCCAAAACUGGAAAAGCGUCUUCGUGCUACGGCUGAGCGGGUCAAGGCCCUGGAGUCUGCUCUGAAGGAGGCCAAGGAGAACGCCGCCCGCGACCGCAAGCGCUACCAGCAGGAGGUGGACCGCAUCAAGGAGGCCGUCAGGGCCAAGAACAUGGCCAGGAGGGGACACUCGGCCCAGAUCGCCAAACCCAUCCGGCCUGGGCAGCCGCCGGUGGCGUCUCCCACUCAUCCCAACAUCAACCGCAGUGGAGGAGGCUUCUACCAGAACAGCCAGACCGUGUCCAUCAGGGGAGGAGGCAGCACCAAACCCGACAAGAAUUGAAGAGCAGUGGGGCAGAAGGACGACACCACAGAAGAAGUCAGUACCACCCCCCCCCCUCCCACCCCGACAACCUGUCAUUCCAUAACAGCGAACAGGCUCCUCGUCACCGCUCUGGAGCCACGAAGGAGUUUCUGAAUUAUAAAUAUAUAUAUAUAAAUAUUCCCGGCCUGUACAGCUCCACACCCCCCCCCCCAACCUCCCCCCUCACCCCCCUCCCUCUGUCUCUCUACCUUCCCCCCUUUACACACAAACAAACCUCCACCCUCAUCAUGACUUAUCUCUUUUUCUCUUAGUGAAUAUAAUAAUAAAAAAUAAAAUAAAAUAAAAGACAGAUUUUGAUUCAUAAAAGGCGAGAUAAUGUUGUUAUCCACCAAAACCAAACGCAGUCUUGAGUGCAGCCUUGAUGAGCGAAAAAAAAGCGCGCGCGACUCGAAUGCGUAGCUUUCUCUUUUUUCGUUUCUCCUGUUCAUUCGUUUUUUUUUUCCUUUUUUCUCCUUUGCGCAGUCUGUCGUCAUCCGUCGUCGUCGUCGUCGUGCGAGUAGUUCUGCACUGUGCCAAGCUGAAUGUAACGGUAGCAAGAUCCGAGAAGAUAAACACCUAAAGCAAAAAGACCAAAAAAAACAACUAAAAAACCGAUAAUAAAAUAAAAUAAAGAAGAUCCGACCACGAGAAGUAGCUUGACCCCUGUAGGCUAACCACUGUACAUGUCAUCGUUAUUAAAAUGAUUCUUAUUAUCGGUUAACCACACUUUUCUCUGGAUAGAUUUUACAUGCUUCUUUAAGGAAUAAUAAAAAAAAAUGAUAAUAAAUAAAAAAAAAAAUAAGCGUUUUGACUUGACUAGAUGGCGUCGAGCACCACUGUUCUGUCCGGUCUUGUACAGAUUGUAAAAUUGGCACAACUGCACACGUUUUCCCCGGAGAAGUUAGAAAACGGGAGGAGCUGGAGCUGGAGCGGCGGCUGAAAAAGAAGGAUUUUAAAAAAUAUAUAAAUAUAUAUAUAUAAAUAUACAUACAGGAGAAAAAAAAAAGAAAGGCCAUGACGGACGUGUGACGGUGAACUGUAGAUGUAUUUAACUAAAUACCUUGUUUUUAAUCGUUAAGUUAAAACCUGUACUCGUUAACGGGAGGAACGCGAGGGAAGGAAGGAGAAUGAUCCGGUUAACACGACAAACCUUUUCCACCUUUUCGCUUUGUAGCUACAUGUUUUUAAUUCUCUCAGAGGUUGAUGAUGUUCAUGGACGUUAUUGUUCUUGAGGCUGAUGGCACACGAUGCUCGUCCUGUCCUGUCCUGUCCUGUCCUGCCCCGUCCUGUCCCGUCCCGUCCCGUCCCGUCCCGUCCCGUCCCGUCCUGUCCUGUCCUCGCUGGGUCUCACUCUCGCUUCGGUUCUUGUCGUUUUCUUUAUCAAGCGUGCCUCGCUUCUUCUUUCGCCCCCUUUUCUUCUUCUUCUUCCUUUUUUGGUUUUGCUGUUGUCGUCGACCCUGUUAAAUGUCCCCGCCCCCUUUUUGGUUGUAAAUUUUUCCAGAAAGCGACGUGUCAUGCUGGGUUUUUAUUGUACUGUACCUCUUUCAUUGUUCCUUAGUCAUCGGCGUAGAUUUCUUUUUUUGAAGGUGGAGCCGCGGCGGAUGAGUGGGGUUGGUUGGUGAGUGGGUGGGUGGGUCAGACCUUUUGCUGCUGAUCAGCCAAUCAGGGAGAGCAAAGGGUCUUAAAAUUGCACAAUAAUCUUCAUGUGGAGGAAGGGUUUAUUUAACUAGUCGAGGGGUGUAGGAUUUAUUUUGUGUUUUGUUGUAUUUUUUUCUUUUUUUUUUAGUGUUUUCCUUUAAAUUCCUACCACAGAUUUGUUUUGUUUUUUUAGGUUUUUUCCUUUUUUUUUAACCCUCUGAAGCCCCAGUGCAUUGGCAAAGAGCUCGUUGUGAUUGUAACUCCCCCUCCCUCCCUCCCCCUCCCUCCCCCCCGUACAGCAUGAGAACACUAACAUCUUGUGCAAUAUACUGUAAAAUACACUGUAUAUCAGUCGGCUGGCAGGUGUGAUCAGGGUGCUUAAUCGGAAGUUGACACUCAAACAUCAGUUUUGACUGAAAAAAAAAAAUAAAAAGUAGGAUAUCAGCUAGAAGGUGUCAUACUAAACACUCGUCAUCUUUUAACAGGAAAUAGCACUUCUUCACUCAAUGUCUGCACUCGGAAAGAAAAGAAAACACUCCAUAUGUGGUUGUUGUUUUUUUUUUUUUUUUUUUUUUUUGUUUUGACUGGAGGGGGAAGAAGAAAAAAAAACGAAGUUUCCAAAGCCCAGUGUGUGGAACUGUUUGUUGACAGUAGUAAUAAUUUACACGCUUCAAGCUGCAGGGAGGAGUAGCUCCCUCCCACUGGUGACAGGACUGUGUUUGGUGUCUAUCGAGACGGUUUAUACUCCGUGUGUAACCUUCUUAGAUUAGGUAAUACUCUGCAGCAUGGACCUCAAAAUGUUUAUCCUUUGACCUUCCACCAAAACUGGAUAUGAAAUGGGGGAAAAAAAGAAAAUACAAACUUGUGGUGUUUAUCUAAAGUAAAAAUUUUGCAUUGAUUCUAAAAAUUAAACAAAAAAAAAAAACGAAAAGUGUAGCCACUUUUUUUUAUUACUGUGUAAUAGUUGGUCAAUUUUUAAAAAGGACAGUUUUGGGGAUCCAUCAGUGGACAUGGUACUGGAUCAUUCCUGGAGAACUGGGGCACAAAUAGCAGGGCUCUGAUGAGGACGGAGACGGGAAGUCAAUGAGAUCACAGUUUUGGAUUGACUGCAUGAUGUAAAUGUAUGUGUGAUUAAAUAAUUAUGAGGAAAAAAAAAGAA